UGUUGCAGAGCGUCACCGACCGCAGAAGAGACGUUGAACCGCUCCCGGUUCACUUUCAAGAAGCACCGCCGGGGUUUUUGGUGACAUCACGCAGGAAAGUACACAGUCUCUGCUGCGUUCACCCAAAAACAGCAAACUGCUCGUAUUUCCACGGACAACGGCUCAUGACACGCCCAUAGGAACGUAAACUGUAAUUACAACAAUGGAGAAACCUCCCUUCAGGCAGAACCAGAGCUGUGGCGACUGGGAGCUGAAAGAGAGGCUGGGAAUGGGUGGAUUUGCCCACGUGUACCUCUACCAACAUCAUGAAACAAAUGAAAAAUUAGCUUUAAAAAUGUGCCGCCUAGAACUCACGGCAAGGAAUAAGGACAGAUGGUGCAGAGAAAUCCAGAUCAUGAAAAAGUUGAAUCAUAUCAACGUUGUAACAGCCCGUGAUGUCCCGGAGGAGAUGACGUAUGUAAGCUUAAACGACCUUCCACUGCUAGCCAUGGAGUACUGCUCCAGAGGAGACCUGAGAAAGGUGCUAAGCAAACCUGAAAACUGCUGUGGUUUGAAAGAAAGUGAAGUACUUUUAUUACUCAACGAUGUUGGGAGUGGGAUUCAGUAUCUCCAUGAAAACAAGAUAAUACACAGAGACCUUAAACCUGAAAACAUAGUGCUGCAAGAUAUAAACGGAAAGCUGGUCCAUAAAAUCAUUGACCUUGGCUAUGCUAAAGACCUGGACCAGGGAAGUUUAUGUACCUCUUUUGUUGGCACGCUCCAAUACCUAGCACCUGAGUUGUUUGAGAACAAACCCUACACUGUUACUGUAGACUACUGGAGCUUUGGCACCAUGAUUUUUGAAUGCAGUUGUGGUUUUCGUCCAUUCUUGCACAAUCUGCAGCCUGUGCAGUGGGCCAGCAAAGUCAGGAACAAGGGGCCAAAAGACAUCAUGGCUGUAGAAGAACUGAAUGGAGAAGUCCGAUUCUCCACUCACCUCCCAUACCCUAACAAUCUCAGCAGGACACUGUUGGAGCCGAUGGAGGCGCUGCUUCAACUGAUGUUAAAGUGGGAUCCUGUCCAGAGAGGAGGCAAAGUCAACCGUGAGAACAAGAAGCCCAUGUGCUUUGAAGUGCUGGAGCAGAUACUGAGUAUGAAGGUCGUCCACAUCCUGAACAUGACCACAGCUCAGGUUCACUCAUUCCAGCUGACUCCAGACGAGAGUCUCCACAGUCUGCAGAAACGCAUUGAGGCUGAGACAAAGAUCGAGGUGGUGAACCAGGAGCUGCUGCAGGAGACCGGGGUGUCUCUGGACCCCAGGAAGCCAGCUGCACAGUGUGUCCUAGAAGGAGUGAGAGGAUGGGACAGCUACAUUGUGUACUUGUUCGACAAGAGCAUCACCAAGUACUCUGGUCCCUUCAGUGCCAGACAGCUGCCUGAUAAGGUCAAUACUAUUGUGCAAGAGACCAAAGUACAGUUGCCUCUGGUUGUGUUGAAGAAGGUUUGGGGUGAAGCAGUGAGCUACAUUUGUGGCUUGAAGGAGGACUACAGCAGACUUUUCCAGGGACAAAGGGCUGCAAUGUUGAGCCUCCUGCGCUACAACACCAACCUGACCAGGUGUAAGAACAGCAUGUUUGGCUUCUCUCAACAGCUGAAGGCAAAGCUGGACUUCUUCAAGAGCAGCAUUCAGUACGACCUAGAAAAAUACAGUGACCAGAUGCACUACGGCAUAUCUUCUGAAAAGAUGCUGAAAGCCUGGCAGGAGAACGAGGAAAGAGCUGCUGCUUUUGCGCAGGUGGCAGAGGUUAGCCAUCUGGAUGAUGAGAUCAUGGCCCUGCACUCUGAGAUAGUGGAGCUUCAGAGAAGCCCGUAUGCGCGGCGCCAAGGAGACAAGAUGGAGCAGCUAGAAGAAAAAGCGAUUGACCUCUACAAACAGCUAAAGAUGAAAUGCAAAACACCUGAGCCAGAUGUGAGCAGCGACAGCUCGGAGAUGGUAAAGGCAAUCAUUCAAACUGUACAGAACCAAGACAAGGUCCUCAAAGAUCUGUACACCCACCUCAGUAAGAUCCUGAUAAGCAAGCAGAAAAUCAUUGACUUGUUCCCACGGAUUGAGAAAACAUUGGAGAGCAUCAAGGAUGCGGACAAUACAGUGAUGCAGAUGCAGAUUAAGAGACAGAGAGAGUUCUGGCACCUACUGAAGAUUGCCUGUGCUCAGAACUCAUCGCGGAGCUCAAUAGCAGCCAGUCCUGAGUCGUCCAACAUGCUGCAGGUUUCUCAGUGGUCCCAGUCAGCGCAGCCCGUCAGCUCCCCACAUCCCCUCACUUCUCUCCCUGGGCCAAGUGACAGUGAUGCUGCCCCACGCCUGCUCCAGGAGAACCAGAAAUACCUCAGUCAGCUGACCAGCCUGAUGCAGGAAGCUGCUGAUGACCAGGCGAAAAGCAUAGUGGACCAAGACUGGAGCUGGACAAAAUACGAAACGUUAACAACAAAAUUAAAAAAGCGAAACGCGUAAGCGCGGUUUGUGUCCCCGUUCCUCUGCUUGUGCUCUGAGUAACACUAAGGACAUCAGCUGUUCACACGGCGGAGCCACGUCAAACACUGUACAGUUGUAUAUGGACUCGGAAUAUUCUCAUACAACAUCAUAAUCUUAAAAAAAAAGAACAAUUGAUAACCAGACUAAUUCACACAUGCUCCGUGGUGUCUGUUUACUCCCAUCGUCUCUCGUGGAAACUUUGAACAAUGAAUAUUGCUGUUUUUAUUUCAGAAAACAAAUGAAGCUCUGUCUCUAUUCUGUUUUCGUUCUCUGCACAAUAUCCGUCAUAAUCCUCAAACGGUGAUGAUAUUACUUCUACUGAGCAAACUGUAGCACCGGAUUAACGCGUGGCAAAGUAUUUAACUAACAUGGGAACAGCCGAGCUCAUGGUUUACAAAACACAGGAAGUGGUCAGAGGAAGGAGGGGGUGGGCGGCGAUCGAGGACAAAAUCACAAUCAAGCAAAAAGCACUUUGAUACUCCCAUGUAUCCUCUUUGUUAGGAGUUGAAACGUUCCACACAGCUGCAGAAUAUAAAUGUUCUCUCUCAUAAUCAGUUUGAUAUAUUUUCUAUGACAUGUUCUGGGGUUUAGGUUGUCUGUGAAUGUCAUUUCGGUUUUCUAUGAUAAGUGUAUUGUAUCAUAGGCAGAAGUCUUGUCACGACGUAUGUAAAUGAUGUGGCUGGCCAUUAUGUUUUAUAUAAUGUCUAUACUGUACAUUUGUCUUUUUAGGAAUGGGUUUUGAUUAUGUGCACAUAAUUCACUGACUGGUUCAUGCUGCAUCCACGACUUAGAGUUGAAAUAAAAGUCCUUCAAAGUAAAACUAUUAAACGAAGAGGUUUGCACCAUGAAUAAUAGUUUAUGUAAUUAAGAGCUGAGCUGAAACAAUUAGUCACUUAAAACCAAAUAAAGACAUACGUCUGUUUUUAGCCAAAAUGUUAAACACUUAGUUUCAGCUACUACAUUUUUUUCCUCUUUUUGUGAUUUGCCCUUGUGGUAAAUUACAAAAAACUACAAGUCGAUAGUAAAUAAUAUUGCAAUGGAUUUUUCAUUUAAGGAUUAAGUGACUGACCUUUAAUUAGGUCAUAAAAUGAUGAGGCGAGAAGCUUUCUUUGUCAUGAACACAGCAUCAUACACAAAGGUGUGACCUGGUUUUACUAAACAUCGUAGCACAGUCGGCAUCUUCCUCCACUGAUCCAUACAGAAACCAAACCAAACCAUCUGUGGUCAGAUGCUAACGGGAAACCAGGAAGGUGGAGAUUUGAAUGUACAGCGAUGGCUGCAUCGUCAUGCUUUUCUUGGGCCAGAGCGAAAUGUACCCUUUUAUUUAUGAAGUUGAAGUGCAAUGGAGCAAAAUAUUUUUUGGUAUUUAAGUAACUUGAUUUGACUCUUUUCCACCUAAAUAUUUGUUUCCAUCUGAUGGUUUUAUUGUCUAUAUAAUUUUUUUGAAGAUUUCAUUGUAUAAAGAUGAAACUGUUUGCCUGGUAGUGAAAUAAAAUGACUUUGGCAUGA
Betta splendens (Siamese fighting fish) is the source of this 4021-nucleotide messenger RNA. Its product is annotated as inhibitor of nuclear factor kappa-B kinase subunit alpha-like. Gene Ontology annotation, molecular function: IkappaB kinase activity; ATP binding. NCBI's taxonomy places the organism in Eukaryota, Metazoa, Chordata, Actinopteri, Anabantiformes, Osphronemidae. Gene Ontology annotation, biological process: positive regulation of transcription by RNA polymerase II; tumor necrosis factor-mediated signaling pathway; peptidyl-serine phosphorylation. Gene Ontology annotation, cellular component: IkappaB kinase complex; cytoplasm. The transcript has 22 exons. The coding region runs from base 203 to 2491 and encodes 762 amino acids. The record is from RefSeq and is a predicted model, not a curated record.